CCACGUUAAAAUUCUAUGCUUGAGCACUGGUAUGAGCCUACUGCAAAGACCCGUGCUUUACAGGCGCAUUAUCAUGAUGAUGAUGCGACAACACAAAAUUGGUUGAACGCAGUUUUGGCUGAUGGUAAUUUUUCUGGUGUGUUAUAGGAGAUGCCGACGGGCUAGGAGACGUUCGCAAGCAAGAGCUGGUCAAGAGCGGUUUGGCGCUGGGACUGCAAAACGAGGAUGAUGUCUUUGUCGUGGACAACCCCACUGACUUCCCAGACUCCAUGAACAGAAUGUGGGAUAAGAACCUGAUCGCUCGCCUACUAGGAAGCACAUUUGCGCCCAAGUUCGGCCACGAGCGCAAGAAUAACCUCAAGCCUACAGCCGCCAUUGACAUCCUCGUCACAUUUGACAGCAACGGCGUGUCUUCUCACCCCAACCACAUCUCCCUAUACCUGGGUGCCCGUUCCUUCAUUCAGGCUCUCACUACGACUGAGUCGGAAUGGCCGAGCCCUGUCGAUCUAUAUACCUUAAAAUCUGUGGGCAUUGUGCGCAAAUACUCGGCCUUCAUGGACUUUGUUCCUACACUGCUCUCGCAUCUCGGAGUCAAUAAUGAGAACAAGGACCGUCCCGAAGGUCUGGUUUUCAUGAACCAGCUUGUUGGCCGAGGCGCAUACGGCACUGCUUGGAGUGCCAUGACCCAGGCGCACAGGAGCCAGAUGGUCUGGUUCCGCUAUGGCUGGAUCACCCUCAGCCGAUACAUGGUCAUCAAUGACCUGCGUCUCGAAAAGGUCAAGGCACAGUGAUCGAAAUGAAGUACAAAGGAACCGCAUGGCCAGGGGAGUUUGGAAACUACUUAUCUUGUGUUACUAUUUGUAUGUACGACAUCGGCGUACGAUUUACUUUUAUACCUUACUUGCAACUAAAUAGGAAUCUAUGGGGGGUUUGACAGUUGCUGCUCGAAACGGUUGAUGAUUAGAGUAUGGUUGUAUACAGCAUUAAGAUG
This is a messenger RNA of Fusarium graminearum PH-1, 991 nucleotides long. RefSeq lists its product as uncharacterized. Gene Ontology annotation, molecular function: N-acetylglucosaminylphosphatidylinositol deacetylase activity. The coding region runs from base 270 to 791 and encodes 173 amino acids. The record is from RefSeq and is a predicted model, not a curated record. NCBI's taxonomy places the organism in Eukaryota, Fungi, Ascomycota, Sordariomycetes, Hypocreales, Nectriaceae. Gene Ontology annotation, cellular component: endoplasmic reticulum. The transcript is spliced from 2 exons. Gene Ontology annotation, biological process: GPI anchor biosynthetic process.